AGAGCAUGUCGGCUUCCGUCGACACGUGACGUCAGCAUAACAACAACCUGUCAUGAUAGCUCACGAGAGAGGAAUUUAAUCCAGCAACCUUUUAGAACCGAUCUCAUAAAACCAAAUUGGAUGUGAGGCGUCAUUUGAAAGUGUUGGAGAUCCAGGCGGGGACAGGGCGUUCUCGAGCCUGUCGGUUGAGCCAGCCGGAGAGACGGGGAACAGGAUUGGGAAGCAGGGUGAGGCGGGCCCCGCGGAGCCGGUGGAGAAGAUGGCCGGCAGCCCGGAGAAGAGUUCCACCGCGCAGGAGCUGAAGGAGCAGGGGAACCGCCUGUUCCUCUGCCGCAAGUACCAGGAGGCUGCGACCUGCUACAGCAAGGCGAUUAACCGCAACCCGUCCGUGGCAGUGUACUACACCAACCGAGCCCUGUGCCAUGUGAAGCUGCAGCAGCAUGACAAGGCUCUGUCAGACUGUAAGCAUGCUCUGGAACUGGACACCCAAUCUGUCAAGGCCCACUUCUUCCUGGGCCAGUGUCACCUGGAGCUGGAGAACUAUGACGAAGCCAUCGGAAACCUGCAGAAAGCGUACAAUCUGGCAAAAGAACAGAGGCUCAAUUUCGGUGACGACAUCCCUGGCGCUUUGCGUAUUGCGAAGAAGAAACGUUGGAACAGCAUUGAAGAGAAACGCAUCAAUCAGGAGAAUGAACUGCACGCCUACCUGAGCAAGCUCAUUCUGGCAGAAAAGGAGCGACAACUUGAAGACUACAAGGAAAAGCAAGACGAUGAUCUCAUUAGUGGCGACGUGGCCAAGAUUGCGUCCAAACACGACAAGUAUUUAAUGGACAUGGAUGAGCUGUUUUCUCAAGUGGACGAGAAAAGAAAAAAACGGGAAAUUCCAGACUAUCUGUGUGGCAAGAUCAGUUUUGAGUUGAUGAGAGAGCCAUGCAUCACACCCAGUGGGAUUACCUACGACCGCAAAGACAUCGAAGAGCACCUUCAGCGAGUGGGCCAUUUCGACCCGGUCACCCGAAGCCCACUGACCCAGGACCAGCUGAUCCCCAACCUGGCCAUGAAGGAAGUGAUCGAUGCCUUUAUCCAGGAGAACGGCUGGGUGGAGGACUACUAACCAGAGACGUAUUGCUUUGCCUUGGCAUGAACGGUCUCACUAUGAACUCACACAGGGAAGCUGAUUUGGACCUCCAAGCUUGCCCUCUUGUCUUUGCAUCCCAAACUUUUGAGGCUAUAUUUGUUGCCUGCUACUCCCUUUAAUUCCCCCCCGCCCCACCCCAUCUUCUACACUUUCUUUUUUAUUUUCAUCAAAGUGGAGCCGUUCUCUCAGGUCUCUCUCAUCUAUUUCUAACUCGAGUGCCACAAUCCCAGGUAUGCGUCAAUAAUCACUCUGGUGUCCAUCACGUGACUGCCAAAAGAAAGCAAAUCAGAAUUCUUCAUUUUGAACUUUUGACCUGCAAUGGUAAAAAUGCCAAACAAACAGAAAACGGUUUUUAUUACAUGUGACCACUUUGUAUGCAAGUUUACACCAUAUCAAUGAGGGUUGAAAGAAAGAAAAGGUAUUUUGUUCAUCUGUUUUUACAAUUGUCAGUUCCACCUAUAGGUGGCGCCACAAUCCCUCCCCUGCACCGGUAGCGUUGACAUUUGUAGUGGCUAGUUUUUGGUACAUUAAUUUAAAACGUUUUCAGCGUUCGUUAACAGGAAAUUUUAAAAACGUAAUGCUGAAAUGGCUUUAGUCAAUAUCUUAUAUGGACAUUAAGCCAAUUAUUAAGGAUUUUGAAGAAAUGCACAAAUGGCUUGCCGUACACUCAAGUACAGACAACUGAGAUGAAAAGAAUGUAUUGAUUCUGUGUCGUUUGGGUCUGGUGGUAAAUGUGUUGAAAAAGAGCUUGUGUUUGAUGGAAACAUAUCCUUGAAGUAAAUGAUGUCUUUAUAGAAUCGCACGCGCACACUCACACACACAAAAAAACACUUGUUGGCCCGUGAUCCUUCAUGCUGUUAAUUUGGGACAUUUUCUUGCUGUUUUGCAAAAACAAUCAUCGGUGGAGGAAAUGAUGAGCCUAAAAAGUUCACUGUGUCAUCCUUAUUCUUAUUUAAAAUGCUGGAAGAGCAUCCUUUGUCAUGCAUACCUCUGUUAUCCCAGCCUUCCUGUUAAAAAAAAAAAAAAAAAUGCAUUGCUUUGAGUUGAUUGGUCCUUUAGCAGAGUGGUUCACGUCAGUGUGCAGAAAGUGUAAAUAAUUAGCUUGUCUUAUUUCUGGAUAAAACAUGUUUUUUUUUGUUUUCUUGGAUGGAUGGCUGUCCGUCAGCUUGAGAGAUUGUAUUAAAUGUAGAUAUGUUGAUAAGAUGAAGGCCGUUUCUGUUUUUUUCUUUUCUUUUUGGGGGUUUACCGUUAAAGGUUGUUGUAUUUGACACUGAAGUAUCUUUCAACAGGUUCACCAUGGUAACUUGCCGGCUCUUGCAUCACAUUGGUUUUGUAUGACUUCAAUUGCAAAGGCUAGUGGUUACGAUAGCCAUAUGACAAAGCAGAUGACAUGAACCUGUGAAUAAAAUGCCUGUUGUUUCA
Molecule: messenger RNA, 2560 nt
Organism: Corythoichthys intestinalis (scribbled pipefish)
Lineage: Eukaryota; Metazoa; Chordata; Actinopteri; Syngnathiformes; Syngnathidae
Gene: stub1
Product: STIP1 homology and U-Box containing protein 1
Exons: 8
Coding region: 260-1114 (284 amino acids)
Biological process (GO): protein polyubiquitination; proteasome-mediated ubiquitin-dependent protein catabolic process; protein quality control for misfolded or incompletely synthesized proteins
Cellular component (GO): cytoplasm; Z disc
Molecular function (GO): protein-folding chaperone binding; ubiquitin protein ligase activity
Source: RefSeq, a predicted model, not a curated record